This is a messenger RNA of Chelmon rostratus (copperband butterflyfish), 1506 nucleotides long. RefSeq names its product HtrA serine peptidase 3a (gene htra3a). The record is from RefSeq and is a predicted model, not a curated record. Gene Ontology annotation, biological process: proteolysis. The transcript has 10 exons. Gene Ontology annotation, molecular function: serine-type endopeptidase activity; protein binding. Bases 1 to 1506 code for a protein of 501 amino acids. Gene Ontology annotation, cellular component: extracellular region. NCBI's taxonomy places the organism in Eukaryota, Metazoa, Chordata, Actinopteri, Chaetodontiformes, Chaetodontidae.
AUGCAGCUUCUUCUACUCGCAGCGGCGUUUCUCUUUACGCACGACCUCACCGGGGCAGUGCGCUCUGACAAGUGCGCCUCCCGGUGCGACGUGAGCUCGUGUCCGAGCCCCAGCUGUCCCGGCGGGUACGUCCCGGACCGAUGCAACUGCUGCCUGGUGUGCUCGCCGCGGGAGGGAGACCCCUGCGGCCGCAAAAACGACCUGCCCUGCGGGGAUGGCUUGGAGUGCAAGCUGCUCCCCGCGGGGAGGCGGCGAGGCUCCAAGGGGGUCUGCCGGUGUAAGAUGGAGCAUGAAGUGUGUGGAAGCGACGGGAAAACGCACGGUAAUGUGUGUCAGAUGAGAGCAGCCAGUCGUAAAGCCCAGCAGAAGGGGAGACCAGCAGUCAGCCAAGCGCACAAAGGACCCUGCUCAGCUCCAGGCGCAGGUCAUCAUUCCCUGGUCCGCCUCGGAAGCCCUCGCUACAAGUUCAACUUCAUCGCUGACGUGGUGGAGAAAAUAGCACCUGCUGUUGUCCACAUUGAACUGUUUGUAAGACACCCCCUGUUCGGUCGUCACAUGCGUCUCUCCAGCGGCUCUGGCUUUGUUGUGACCCACUCAGGUGUGAUCGUGACCAACGCUCACGUGGUGACCACGGCUGCCGCGGCGACAGGGAGGCCCCAGCUGCGCGUGCAGCUCCACGACGGCGACGCGUACGAGGCCGUGGUCAGAGAUGUGGACAGGAAGGCCGACAUCGCCACAAUCAAGGUCAACCCUCAGCAGAAGAAGCUUCCCGUGCUGUCUCUGGGCCGCUCAUCUGAUCUGAGGCCAGGGGAGUUCGUGGUCGCUAUCGGCAGCCCUUUCGCCCUGCAGAACACCGUCACCACCGGCAUCGUCAGCACGGCUCAGAGGGACGGCAAAGAGCUGGGCAUCAAGGACUCAGACAUGGACUACAUCCAGACUGACGCUAUUAUCAAUUACGGAAACUCUGGAGGACCUCUUGUUAACUUGGAUGGCGAGGUGAUUGGCAUCAACACUCUGAAAGUGACAGCGGGGAUCUCUUUCGCCAUACCCUCGGACAGAAUCAGCCGCUUCCUCACAGAGUCGGAGGCCAAACACAGCAAAGGUCAGGGGUCAAAGCGUGAGCAGCAGUUCGAGAAGACGAGACUGCAGAGAAGACUCACAGAGGAGCCACAGUCGGAUACAGAGGUGUCUGACGUGAAGAGACACUUUUUAGGCAUCAGGAUGCUUACUGUCACCAAAGCUCUAGUAGCAGAGUUGAGGCGUCAGAAUCCAGACUUCCCUGAGGUCAGCAGUGGAGUUUUGGUGCGGCAGGUCAUACCUGACACCCCAGCACAGAAUGGCGGGAUAAAGGAAGGUGACGUUAUAGUCAAACUGAACGGACAACCAGUCCAGACCACUGAAGACGUCCGUGAGGUGCUGCAGCACGAUCGGCCUCUACUGCUUGAGAUUCGUCGAGGCAAUGACGACUUACUGUUCAACAUCCACCCUCAAGUUAUUGUGCAGUGA